This is a messenger RNA of Durusdinium trenchii, 1762 nucleotides long. The record is from the annotation of a GenBank genome assembly. Lineage: Eukaryota; Dinophyceae; Suessiales; Symbiodiniaceae.
GCUGUUUCAUCACCUCUUACAUCAGCAUAGGGAGUGUUGUGACAAGCCAGCUCUGACCAAGUACCUUGUUCGCCAUAUCUGGGCUCAACAGGACGCUCAGCUACCAUGUGCACUUUGUCAUAGGUCGCAAACUGACUACCACAAAGAUGGCUCCACCAGUUGGGCACACUUGAAACACCAGUGCAGCACACUCCUCAACCUGACCGGUGCCUUGGCCUUCACCCAGCCACGUACACCAAAUGGCACGGGAAUCGGUGAUCCAGGACGGCGACAAGAUGGACGAGAUGCAGGAGGCAUUCUUAGGUAUGCUAGAGUCUCAAAACGACGCCUUGACACAUCCGGAAAAGCGGCACCGGGGAGCGGACAGGGCUCCCAGGAAAGUUGCCAGCCCUCAGGACUCGAACACACCAGCCAAGAUGGAGAAGAUCGUCCAGCUGAUGUCGGCCUUGAUGAUCCGUCACGAGGACUCCUUGAAUGCGGCUGCUAUGCAAGAUCAGUACUUGAUCUUUUGCACACGGGGAGACAGAGGAGCAAUCCCACUCCUGCUGCGCCAAGCUCGGCAGUGGAAAGACAUGUCACCACAGCAGACAACACUUCCGCUGCGAUGUUGGCUGAUCCAGUCCCUCCUGGCCGAGCUACCAGAAGUUCAAGACUCAGAUGACGGCGGAGGACUUGAGACUGCAAGCAGUGAAAACAAAGGGGAUCACCGAGGACAUGGCCUUCCCCUACCUUCGUUGGAAUCCCUCCACCCGUCAAACGGAGGUGGACCAAGUUCCUCCACUGAGCCAAGUAGAGAUGGAGCAGAAGCUAGGACAGUUGCAGGAAGCUUUCAAAGAGAGCGCCAACUGCAUUCGCUUUCAUGCACUAGCCUCUCAGGAGUCUCAGGCAGAAGUGAUCCCAUGGCGGCUGCAGAUAUCGGUCCGCAACGACAGGUUGGCAUCCGUGAUGAAAAGUUUGUGCCACUCAUCCAUUUGGCUGCUCCUGUCGGCCAGGAUGCGGGAGCACGGCACUCAGCGCUCCAAGCUGGCACAGGAGCUGCAGCGGCUGACACAGACCAGACGCAGGACAUAGAUCCUCUCCAUCAGCUCCGCUUGCAUCGUCUUCGCUUGCUUCGUGACACUGAGUUUGAGAAUUUGGGGGACUGGUGCUACGCCAAUGCUAGCGCUGUGGGGCUUCUUUGGGCCACGCUCCAACGGAGCACUUUUUGCCUGGAAGAUCUGGGGGCACAGAUCCAUCCACUGGGGAAGUUGUUCAAAGACAUGGAAUCGUCCAGUCGCAUCGCACUGGCCGCCCAUUCCAGUCUGACCACUUUGUUUGGGGCGAGUUGAAACGGUUGGGGCCUCGUGACAUCUGUGAGUUCACCAAUGAGUGGCUGCUUUGGAUGCAAUCCCCAACUGUUUCAAUGGCCUGGGAUCGUCGCUUCUGCACCAGUGCAGGAGUUGAAAGCCACGAGCAGGGCCACAAGCACCAGCCGAUCGCGCUGGAUCAUUUGUUCGAACUCGCUCAAGAAAGGUAUACGAUCACGGAGCUUCUCCAACCAUGGCACAAGGGAGUAGGCAUGAUUGCAGCUUGCCUCAGCUCACAAGGACCCAAAUGUUGAUACAUCAACCGAUACGUCGAAACGACGUGCCUCCUAGGUCACUUUGCACACCUGGAGCUGAACGAGGAGAUUCAGGUAGGGGGGGGGCAGGCUUGGAGGUGACAUACCAGCCUCACAUUGCCGUAGUAUGCAUUGCGCACUUAGCAUCAUCCAUGCAAGGCC